This is a messenger RNA of Onthophagus taurus, 2266 nucleotides long. RefSeq names its product polypeptide N-acetylgalactosaminyltransferase 1. Gene Ontology annotation, cellular component: Golgi apparatus. The record is from RefSeq and is a predicted model, not a curated record. NCBI's taxonomy places the organism in Eukaryota, Metazoa, Arthropoda, Insecta, Coleoptera, Scarabaeidae. Gene Ontology annotation, molecular function: polypeptide N-acetylgalactosaminyltransferase activity. Gene Ontology annotation, biological process: protein O-linked glycosylation.
AUGGUGACCUAACCUAAAAAAAUCACCGUAAAGUUUCACUUUACCGUAAAAUCACGGUUUAAAAUAAGAAAUUUCUUCGAAUACGUGUCAAAACUCCAUAAAUGCUCAAUUUAACUCAAAACCAUCUUAAAAAAUAAGCAUCAAAUCAAUCCAAAAACUUAAAAAAUAUGUUUUGAUAAACCAAAGUAUCCUAUUGGAAUUAAAAUCAACAAAAAAUGAAUACUUUUGGUUGUAUUCGAUUAAAACGUAUUUAUUUUAAAACAUUUUUUAUCGCAGCUUGUGUGUUUUUAUUAAUUUUUUAUAUGAAACGUUUAUCGGGUCACAUCGGAAACGAAAUUGACCUCAUUCCGGAAGAACUGAAACGAUUCGAAUUGGAAUUACAAGAAUACGAAAAAGGAAUAAUGCCUUUACUGGGUGAAAACGGCGAAGCGGCCAAUUUAAACGGAGUUGAUCGAGUAAACGGGGAAGCGGCUCUAAAGAAAGUUGCUUUAAACACCGUUCUAAGCGAUCGGGUCCCUUUAAAUCGGACUUUAAAAGAUCCCCGACAUCGGAAGUGUCGCGAAUUUAAAUACAAAACGACUCUUAAAGCUUCGGUUAUUAUAAUUUUUUAUAACGAAUUAUUAAGUGCGGUUUUGAGGACUAUUUGGAGUGUUAUUUUACAAUCUCCGGCGAAUUUAUUGAGGGAGAUUAUCUUGGUUAAUGAUGCAAGUACGGAUGAUAAAUUGAAUGGGUUGUUGCAGUAUUAUUUAGAUACGAGGUUGAAAGGACAUGAUAUUAAAUUGUUUCAUUUGAAACAUCGGAUGGGGUUGAUACGAGCUCGGCUCCACGGGGCUAGAGCCGCUUCGGGGGAUGUUUUAAUAUUUUUAGACGCUCAUUGUGAAGCUACCAAAGAAUGGAUUGAGCCGUUAAUUGCGAGGAUUGAGGAGGAGAGAACUGCGGUUUUAGUUCCGAUUAUUGAUGUAAUCGAAGCGAAUAAUUUGGCUUAUUCAACUAACGGUGAUUCGUAUCAACUUGGUGGGUUUACUUGGUCGGGUCAUUUUACGUGGAUUGAUAUGCAAAAAGAUUCGGAUAAAUUAACUUUAACCCCCGUGAAAUCUCCUACAAUGGCUGGAGGGCUCUUCGCAAUUGAUCGGAAAUACUUUUGGGAAAUUGGUUCUUACGAUGAACAAAUGGAUGGUUGGGGUGGGGAAAAUUUGGAGAUGUCGUUUCGAAUUUGGCAAUGUGGAGGCCGAUUAGAAACCGUGCCUUGUUCGCGAGUGGGUCAUAUCUUCCGAGAUUUUCACCCAUAUAGUUUCCCUGAUAACAAAGACACUCACGGUAUUAACACGGCGCGUUUAGCCCACGUUUGGAUGGACGAUUACAAGAGAUUAUUUUUUAUGUAUCAACCAACCUUAGAAGAUAACCCAAUGAUUGGAGAUUUAGCCCAUCGGAAACAAUUACGCCAAAAAUUGAGGUGCAAAUCGUUUAAGUGGUAUUUAGAAAAUGUUUACCCAGAAAAAUUCGUCCCUGAUGAGAACGUUUAUGCCCACGGACAAGUUAAAACGAAAAAUGAAAUGUGUUUGGACGACUUACAAUUAGGAGAUGAUAAAGUGGGCCCAUUAGGGGUGUAUAUGUGUCAUGAUUUUUUAGCAAUGACCCAAUACUUUUCGUUGAGCUUUAAAGGUGAAUUAAGAAAAGAGAAUCAUUGUGCCGAGGCGUUCUCGAAUUUUAACGUCCAAUUAACCGAAUGCCACAGCCAUAAACGGGAACAAUUUUGGAAAUAUUUCCCUGAGAAUCGAACGCUUUAUAAUCCAUCAUUCCGAAAGUGUUUGAGCAGCGAGGGGGUUAAAAAUUCGGGAGGAUUAAAAUUAGAUUUUUGUAAAAAGAAGGGAUAUCAAGAGUGGACGUUUACUCAUUUAAAUUUAACUGCUUUUUAGAUCAAAAUAUUUAAUUAACUUUUAGGUGUUGGAUUUAGAAAAAAACCUCUCUUUUUCAAUGAUACUCAUUUAAAUACUUACAUAAUUUUAUAUAAGACUGCAAUUUUUAACGAUUCUUUGUCGUAAGAUCUUCUACGUAAUAAAUCGACCAAAAAUAUACUAAAAACUUAGGAGAUAAAUUAAUAUUCUAAAUAAAAAGGGUGUUAAAUUUAAUGAAAUAGAACAAAAACGUAAAUAGACAUUAAAAAAAUAGGAUCUAAAGAAAGAAUUCUCACCUUGUUAUGUACCUUGUUAUAUUUGUUAUCAUAAAAGACCAUAAAAAAAUAAUAAUAUAUAUUUUUUACUUUGUA